This is a messenger RNA of Trichoderma asperellum CBS 433.97, 2165 nucleotides long. Lineage: Eukaryota; Fungi; Ascomycota; Sordariomycetes; Hypocreales; Hypocreaceae. The record is from RefSeq and is a predicted model, not a curated record.
GCAUCUGUUUCACAAGGCUCGUGCUUUAAGGCUGUUCUAGCGCUGCAACGCAAGGAAGCUCAUCGAUAUGCCCCGCGCUGGCUCUGGAACAAUGGCAGCUCUUAGUGUUGGCCCAAGCCCCUCCCAAGAUCCGUCGGCAGAUUUGCGGCAGCUCCCUGUCUAGGGGACGUCCCAGGCGUUUAUAUCCAGAUCCAUAUCCUCGCAUCUGACCUCUAGGCAGCCGCCGAACCAGCAUCUUGUCCCCUUUCGCUUUUAAUUGUCUUUGCCUGGGAGAAGCGAGCUAUCAGGGGAGGCGCUCGCCUACAAAAGGGCACAAACCAAAGCCGCCAGAGUGGCCUGCCUGACGCAUCAGCCAUCAUGCCGAACCAGUGUCAUACAGUCCUACACUUCGGCAUCACAACAGCGACUUACGAAAACCAGACGAACUAACCUCGACCCGAUACGGCGCGCGACAUAACACGGCGAAAUGAAUCAAUCUGAUAAGCGCCGCGGUGGCGGUCGCAGCAGCAGCAACGGCCCAGCUUGGCGAACUGGACCAGCGACGCACACAAGCCGCCACAGCACCCAUACGAUAGGUGGAGGAGCAGGAGCAAGCGCAGGGAACAGCAGCGGCGGCAACAAUUCCGACACGAUGCCUUUGAUGCCACCUCGCGCAGCCAUGGUUAGCACCAACUCAGCAGGCGGAGACGACUCCCAUAAUGGAAGCCCGAUCCUAGAUCGAAAACGCAAAGAGAAGGCUCGAGAUAAAUCGAACAGCUCUUCUAGCACAGCCAGAGGAUCAAGUCCACACGGCGUGUCCAGUACCGGCAUUAAUAGUGGCGGCAGCGGCAGCCCGAUCUCAAAGCAGCAGCUUCGCCGUCAGCAGCAGCAGCAGCAGCAAUCAGAUUCAGCCUCAACAAGCCUCCUCCGCGAGAAAGACGAGCGCAUCGCCUAUCUGGAGAACGAAAUGGGAAUCAUGGAAAGAGAGUUCCAUCAAGAACUGGAUAGACUGAGCCAGACAGAGAGCGAAACCGCGACGUUUUGGCAGGGCAAACAUAGCGCACUGAACCAGCAGUACCUGCGCACAGAUACAGAGCUGAGACUGCUGCGAGCCGAAGUUGACGUGCGCGAGGCAGAGAGAGAAGAGCUGCGACAAGGAGUUGAAGUACUGCGGCGAGAGUUACAAGAAAAGGAUGAUGAAAUUAGAAGACUUAGGGGGCAAGUCAGGGGACUAAAAGACUUUGUGAGCACGAGCACAAGAACGGACGACCAGACAAGCGACGAGGUCUUUGGUGAUGGAAUGACCAAGUUGGGCAACGGGCUGCAGAACUGGGUCAUUACCAACUUUAGAAAAGCAAAACUAGACUUAUCCCAGGCCAGUGACGCUACGCUUACGGAACUCGGCCAGCUCGUGCCCAUGUACGAAGAGCUGAUACACACGUCAAAAGUCCACCUAUUGCAGUCCAUUGUUUCGAGCAUCCUCGUUGAGAUGGUCUUCAAUGCCUACUACGUGGGACUCUCAGAAGAAGAUACGCAGCACUUUCAACAGAUGGAGCAACUACUCACUUCUUUUUGCUCCUCAACCGAUCCAGUCAACCAAUGGCGCUCGUCUACCUUGGCUCUCCUCCGCCGCGAGGCACACCACCUCCACGACAACACUGAUACAUUUGCCGAGGCUGUCAUAUCUCGCAUUACCCAGCUCCUCGACAGCAUCAUCACAUCCCCUCCGCCUCCGGCCUCGGCUUCAAUACCCCCAGCUUCAACUUCGACCUCGACCUCACCUUCGACCGCCCGAGGCUCCGCCCUCCGUGUACUAGUAAAAAACUCCAUCGAGCUAGCACGAUUGCUCGUUGUGCAAAAGGCCCGACUACGGGUCUACAUGCCCUCCAUCUUACCUCAUCAGCAAGUCCUUUUUGAACCAGAUACGAUGGAAGACAUCGGCGGGGAGGAAGACGAGGAGAACCUGGCUAGCCGGGAAAUUAACUGCGUUGUUUUCCCCGGCGUGAUUAAGCACGGGGACGAAAACGGGGGGCACAUGCAGUACCGCAACGUCAUUGUCAAGGCGAGGGUCCUGUGUAGUCCAGAAGAAUAGACAGACAUGACAUGAUGUUCCCACCGCAGUGACCAAAAAAAUGGGAAAAUAGAAAAAGUAAUUUACUAGGUAGCUACUAGUGCGAGCAAUUUUG